GUCGCGACUGAUCGUAUGGUUAGGGAUUGAUGUUUUUUGGUCACGGUCGAAUAAGUUCGUUUUUCAGCUUGUCGCGAUUAAUGGAUUAAAAUCGACGUGAAAAUCGAUCGCGAUCCAUCAACGAUGACGUUCGGCGUCCGAUAUCGAAACUUUUAAGCGCGAAAGCGUCGUUUACUUGUUAGUGAUAGUGACGAUUGACAUCGCAAAAAUCGAUAUUAACGUUCGUAAAAUUCGCAACAUUUUCUUCGACGAUCUGUGCGCGAAUUUGCGCGGUUCAUCGAUCGGCGCGCAUGUUUUAUCGAUCACUCGGCAAGACACAAGUCGUGGUUUGAAUUAUCGGCGAAACGAUAUUACUGCGAUUGUGGUCCAGCCAGUUUGUCCAGCUUGUCCACGACGUGUCUGCUUGUCAAUCAACGAUUAUCGAUGCGACGCGGAAACUUUAUAACGAAAGUCGUUUCCUUGAAUUCGCGAGAUGAAAAUUCAGUAAAGAUGAUUCUACUUUGAGAUUCGUCGAGUAUGACUUCUACAAUGGGAUUGCAGCAGCAGGCUGCAUCCCAGGAUACAGUGGAUUUUGCUGGUUAUUUGCAAUCUACACAAUGCCAUCAUGGAAAUCAGACGGAAGGACAGGUGCAGAGUUGUCAAAAAUCACCGCACCGAGAGCACAACAGCAGCUUCACCAGCACGAAAGGCCUCCUCAAUGGGCCCGGGCAGAAUAAUUGUUUCCUCAACAGCGCCGUACAAGUUUUGUGGCACCUUGACAUUUUUCGACGGAGUUUCAGAGAACUUUCCGGACAUGCUUGCAUGCGAGAAUCUUGCAUCUUCUGCGCACUUAAGGACCUGUUCUCGCAGCUGCAGUUUUCGCAAGAGAGCGCUCUGCCGCCUGAUACGUUGCGCCGCGCGCUGGCCGAGAGUUUUCUCGAUCAACAGAGAUUUCAAUUGGGUUUCAUGGACGACGCGGCGGAAUGUUUCGAAAACAUUCUCUUACGUAUACAUCUCCACAUUGCAAGCGGCGAAGCUGAAGAUAUGUGCAGCGCGAGACAUUGUGUGCCACAUCAAAAGUUUGCCAUGACGCUCGUCGAGCAAAGCGUCUGUGAAGCUUGCGGCGCGACAUCAGAGCCACUGCCUUUUACACAGAUGGUUCAUUAUGUAUCUGCAUCAGCGUUAACAUCUCAAGCUCAUCAAACGUCGCUGAAUUCUAGGAAUAGUCCAGAUCUCUUUGGACAACUUCUCCGAAGAGCUGGUGGGAUGGGUGACAUCCGGGAUUGUCCGAGUUCUUGCGGUGCAAAAAUUCAAAUAUGUCGGACUCUAAUGAAUCGGCCGGAAAUAGUCUCUGUCGGUGUCGUCUGGGACAGUGAACGACCGUCGUUGGAGCAUAUCAUGGAUGUGUUCGCGACUGUGGGUACGUCCCUUCGACUUAGCGAUGUCUUCCACAGUGUGGUAGACUCUCGAUGGGGUGCCUCUACCGUGCAUAAUCUCGUAGGAGUGGUUACCUAUUAUGGGAAACAUUAUUCUACCUUCUUCUUCCACACGAAAUUAAAGGUGUGGAUAUAUUUUGAUGAUGCCACUGUCAAAGAAAUUGGACCUCGGUGGGAGCAAGUCGUGGAAAAAUGUAGGAGAGGCCGCUAUCAGCCUUUGUUACUCUUGUAUGCGACGCCCGCUGGUACUCCGGUUAAUACUGAGAACGCCCCAAAGACUGUUAUUCCUUUCCCGAAUAGUAAUGGUUUAAAGACGUCUCCAAAGAAUAGCGUUCGUCGUUCGAUUACACCUAGUCCUGAAAAGCCAUCCAUCAACAGCACUGCCAGACGUGCCAUCACACCCAAUCCCGAUAGCCCGCCCCAUCUCUACACUCAACGAAGCAUUUACAGUGAUUAUCAGAAUCUCACAGAUAUCCAGAAUAAUAUAUUUAGCAACCAGGGCGUGGAUGUGGUUGACGGUGAUAUAGAGUCGAAAUAUAUUAGUCGUCGCGCUGUGGAAAGCGUAAUGCAACAACAGAAGAAACAACAAAUGCAAUUGACACGUAGUUUAAGCGUGGGAUCAGCUCCGCAAGAUGGUAUCAGCAUUCCUGACCAUAUGAACGUACCUCGAAGACGAGAUUCCGGCAAUUGGUCCGGUGAUCGAAACAGCGCGUCAUCGAGUUCGUCAACUACGAUGGACAAUACGUAUUUGUAUAUUGUUAAUAAAAUGCAAAGAAAUUCAAACGUACCUAAAAGUCCUAUCAAAUCUGGAGAACUCUCAAGUAGCAGCAGCGGUCAUUACGAUGCCGGUUAUGACUCAUAUUCUUUAUCCUCUACGGACAGUCUUCCACUUCAGCAGGGACUAAAGCAUAAUUUACAGCUUGCUCAAAUCCCAGAAGGUUAUCAAUCUUCUUCCGGUGAUGAUUGCGAACGAUUGUGUAAGGAAACAGACGCGUUGCUGGAUAAAUCCCGUGCCGCCGAAGAUGCUGGCGAUCUUAACACGGCCGUGGCAUUGUGCAAUGCGGCCAGCAGUAAAGCCAGAGCCGCAAUGGACGCACCGUAUAAUAAUCCUCACACGAUUACAAUAGCAAGAAUGAAACAUAAUACUUGCGUCAUGAGAACAAGAAGUUUACAUAGGCGAAUGUUGCAAGAACAAGUGGCCGUUAAUGGUGACAAAGAAGAAGGGGUAUCUGAAGGAAGACACUCUCGAGAAAACAGUAAAUCAAGCCAGCAUUCGAGGCAAAGCUCGCGAGAUAAAGGUAAUCAUUCUCGACAAAAUAGUCGGGAGCUUCUAGUGAACACUCCAGCGACGGUAGAUAAACCUACUACGAAGAGUAUCGAGAUAUAUGCUACUUUACCGAAAAAGAAAACUUUACGUAGUAAAGCAACGGCGGUGAAUGUUAUCGAAGAUGAAGAAUACAUGCUUUACGAUCGUCCAACACAAAGAACUGGUUUGUUUAGUCGUGCGAAACGCUGUGAUGACGAUAAGAAGGAUAAGAAACGAGCGAGAAGCGAGGAGAGGAAUAAGAACAUAUCAAAAGAUUUUUCAAUAGCACCGUCUCGAUUAUCACCGUCUCCAAAAGGAGCGAAAAUUGAGAAGCCGAAGGAAAUCACCGAAAUUAAUACAACGAUUAGAAAUACGCAGCUCAAUAACACAACUGCAGUAGAACAGAAACAAGGCAAGAAGCAGCAUAAGAUACGCAGAAAAUUGCUCAUGGGCGGUUUGAUCAAGAGGAAAAACAGGAGUAUGCCGGAUUUACGAGAAGGACAGGAUGGUCAGGCGAAUGUGAAUCCGGAAGGAUCCUCUAAUAUUUUACCGAAACAAUCAUUGGAUGAUUCCAGUGUUGGUUUGAAAGGCAACGAUGUAAGCCAAUCAUUGAGCGGUUACUUAUCAGAGGGGCAUCUGGAAUUCGCCGGAAACAGCGGAUCUGGAAACACCAGCAAUCCAAAUCUUGAGAGAAGUCGUUUGAUGAGAAAGAGCUUCCAUGGCAACGCCGGGAAAGUAUUACAUGUUGCAAAAGUGCCUCCGCCUCCUCCGCUUCGGACCACUUCUCAGCUUAGCAAAUCUAAAUGUUCGGGCGAAAUACACAACGAGCAACAAUCUGACAAAGUUGUAUAUCCUUUGCCAGAUAAUCGAUGCGCGCCUAAUUCAUCGCAAGAUCAAAACAAUGCUUAUUGGAAUCACAUAAAUACGAACAACUCAUGUCCCACCUCAAAUGUGGCGAACAGAAACUCAGACUAUGCCGAUUACUCCUCGGAAUCUCAUUCUCUUCCGUUUAUACCGUCCUAUAACGAACAGAGCAAUAAUAUUUCUGGGACGUGCCAAAUAAAUUAUAAUAAUAAGCCUAGAAUCCAGGAUGACGUUGUGCAAUAUGCUAACGGCAUACUUUAUGAACCGACUUUUGUCGUUACUCGUGCGGAUGUGCAUAAUGAGCAGAGUCCUCUUAAGCAACAGUUUCAGCCAGAUUCUUUGCCUCCCUAUUUUGAAAACAAUAAUAAUAAUAUCUCGCAUUCGCGGCAACCAAGCGAAGACUUUCCACCACCGCCAUAUCCAUCAAUUCAUUCGGUGUCGCAUUCGAGACAAACUAGUGAAGAUUUCCCGCCGCCACCCCCACCGAUUGAUGAUCCGAUUCAUUUGCAAGAGACUCAACAGCAUCAAACUUCCGUUCAAUUGCAACAACGUGUGCAACAAUAUGAAGCACAACAAAUUACCAGUUUGUUAGCGCAGUUGCAAAGUCAGAGAGAACAAAUCUUGACUGACAGUCCAAGUGAGGAGAAACGACCAGAGGAACACGAAGAUGAAGAAAAGUCAUCGAGCGAAACGUGGUUGAGAGAAUUGCAAGCUAAACAAGCAGAGAGAAAAAUGAAGAGGCAAGGACCUUUAAAUCAAGAUAUUCCAAAAGUAAGGACUCCAUCGAUGCCAACGAUUCAAGGACCGACUAUUGCUAGAAGAACCAGCGAUUUAAUGAUGAACAAUCUCGGACAGGGAUAUGAUCAAGGUCGUGAUGUUACGGAUUGCCCGAGAGUCGUUUCUUCGGUGAAAGACAUGGCUGCUAGGUUUGAACAGAUUAAGCUGCAACCAAUAGCGAAAUCAGAAGCAGACAUAAAACCUCAAUCAAAGCAGAAUGUAAAUUGUGUUUCCCCAAUGCUGAUAUCGAAUAUGUCUCAAGAUACAUCAUCGAUGGAGGGAACAAAAUCGGUUAACAAAUUAUCCUCCGAGAAUUCUGUAGUUUUUACGAAGAUGGAGACUUCAAACUCUCAGGCCGUUUUGAAAUCUAAUUUUGAUUCCAACCAGAAUACUUUUGAUGCGAUGCCGCCGAACAGUUCUAAUGUUCAACAGAGUGAAUUGAAUGCCGCGAUAUUAUCUAUGUCCUUGACAUUGCCGCACGAGAACGGUUUGCCCAUUGAUUGUCCAGAAGAUGAUAUCAGUGAAGUGGCGAUGCAGAACACCAUACAGAACACAACGAUAUUGCCAAGCGAGGAGGAUAUUGCCCCGAGAAAGGUGAAACGGCGAAUAGGGAAGAAGAAAAGCGUAUCAUUUUGUGACCAAGUGGUCCUUGUUGCAACAGCGGAGGACGACGAAAAGGAUUCGUAUAUACCUAAUCCUAUUUUGGAAAGAGUUUUACGUUCUGCAAUGAACAAACCUGAAACUGCUCAGGUGCUGCGAGAAAUCAGAAGUCUUCAGGAAGCGGAGACGAAUCGUGAAAAUAUUGUCGCGAAAUUCCAACAACAGACACUGCCUUUAAAGAGUGAAGCUGAUAGCAUGCCGGCAACACCUUUCCAGGAUCAGCUGAGAAGUAUUAAUCCAGUUCCAGAUACCAUUAAACCAACGUUUGGGCGACAGAAUUCAAGCGAUUCCAUCGGAUUGUUACCAGAUAAAAAGUCUUGUGGAAACGAAGGCAAAGAUGUCGUCGAUUCUAGAGAGACAUAUGCCGGUAUCCCUGCGAACACUUCGAAAACUUCCACAUCUUAUUCGCCGCAGCAACAUAUCAGAUACACUCAAAAUGCAUACACGCAAUAUCUACAGUCGAUGUAUCCGCAGACGCAAGCAUCCCAUGUGAGGACUCAAGCGAUUCCUCUAUCUCAAACUCAGAAGCCAGCCAGUCCUUAUCCCACGCAAAUGCAUGGACAGUACAUACAAAAUAGUAUGCAGCAGACAAAAGUAAUACCUCAGAAAAAUGGUUACGGAACGUAUUAUCAGUUGGAGCAGCAGCAUAAUCAGAUAAACAAGCAGGCGAGCGUUCAAUCACAGCAGAAUACGCUGAAUCAAAGAAUCUCGUCUCACAACGCCAGCCCGAUAACCGUCCAACAUUCGCAGCAGCAGUUUUCAUAUCCGUCUAAUCAAUCGCCAAGUCCGUAUCAAAAUCAAUACUCUCAAAGUUCCUAUCAGGGUCAUCCCUAUCAAGCUGUUCUUCCGCAGAAUAGAGCGGGUCAACCAUUACCACAGUAUCAAACGUCAGUAUCUAAUUCACCCACGUUUUAUCAACAUCAAUUGCAACAAAACACGCAGAAUUAUCAGCAGAGACACGACAAUUAUCAGCGACAAUUAGCUCCUCAGAAAGUUGAUCAACAACAAAAUUCCGUAAUGCCUAAUCAGACGUACCCUAAGACUCUGCAGAACGGUCAGAUACAGCCGAAUGUGAAGUAUCCAGUCUAUCAACAUCCUCCGCUUUCAAAACAGAUGCAUUUCGCAAUGUCUACCGCGAAAGUUGUCCCGAUGGUGUCGCAGCCGAUGGUAACGCAAUCUUCUUUACAAGCACCGACGACCACCGUAAGAGCAUGUGUGACACCCUGCAAUCUUUGUCGGAAGAGAAAUGUGCUUGAGCCAACGCUUUAUUGCACGGACUGUGACUUUUACAUGUCUCGCUUCCGACCGGCUAAUAAAACUACUUGAAUUAUUUCUCAUUAAUUUGAAUUAAAAACUGAAUGUCCACGUUCUUUGACGACGAAAUAGCGUCAUCCUCUUUGUAGUGAAUUAAUUACUGCGUAGAUAAAAAUAAUUAUUAAUGCUCACAAAGGUCUUAAAUAUUUACAUUUUUUAUAGCAGCAUUGUAUCACAAUUUAAAUGAUCCUUGUAUUCGCGUGUAAUCGCAAAAUAAUCACUGGAUAUUAAUGUAAUUCACUGAAAAUUAGAAAUGUCUCGAAUGUGUUUAAAAUCUCUUGCAUACAAUUCAUUAGAUUUAUAGGUAAUUUACAUAUAAAAUUAAAUACAAUCUACAUAGUAUUAUAAUAACUCUUAUUAAUUUUACAAAUGACGACUUUCGAGUAAAUCGACUUUAAAGUAAAUAUAAAUAUAUUAUCCACAUUGUAUAAAUUAAUACUAAUUCUUUUGAUCGGAGACCCUCAUCGUGCAGCUAUUAUUUAUACAUUUAUAUGUAUGUACAAUAUUACUCCGAUAAUCUCAUUUCUAUAAUUUACAUUAAAGAUAUAGAAACAGAUUGUACUUAAUCUAUAUUAUUUUGAAUAUAUUUUAAGCUUGUUGAAGAUUAUUAUUAUAAUCUGUCGACUCUAACAUAAUUUUUAAAUACGUUCAUUAUAUGUUUAUAUUAUAUUAUAUAUAAUAACGAACACAUAUCAUUGAGACGUUAUAUUGUUAUAUUACAGCGUUCAUGUUUACAUUAUUUUCAUUUGUAUAUAGGUGAAUUUUAUAUCAUGCUUCAUAAAAUCAGCGAAACCAAUAACUUUAUUUUAUAAAAUAUAUAAUUCAUUUUAUAAGUUAUAAUUGAGCGAACCGUACUUUCAGUUUUUGUAUACUUUUUCUAUUUGUAUGCUCUUUGUGCAAAUUGUAUUUCAUGAUAAAAAGAUGUGGAUAGUUGUGGAAUUGUGAUACUAGCCAUGCUACGUAAAACUUAUCUUGUUAAGAUAGAAACUAUAUUACAGAUUGCAAGAGAAGAAUUAAAUAGGUAGCAGAUGAAACUUGAUCUCUGAGAAUGCGUGGAGUUUAUUUUACGUUAAUAAUCGUCGAAGUUGCGUCUUCUUGUAUAUUAACAUAUAUCACGUUACACUGUAUCACUUUCUAAGUGUUAGUUAAAUGUACAAAUGUCUGAUUUUAUACUUUUUGUAUGUGAGUAUUUUGUUUUAAAAAUACUUUAUUUUUAUUGUAAAACACAUUAAUAAAGCUCCCUUACAAUAUUA
This is a messenger RNA of Cataglyphis hispanica, 7589 nucleotides long. RefSeq lists its product as uncharacterized. Gene Ontology annotation, biological process: protein deubiquitination. Lineage: Eukaryota; Metazoa; Arthropoda; Insecta; Hymenoptera; Formicidae. The record is from RefSeq and is a predicted model, not a curated record. The transcript has 11 exons. Gene Ontology annotation, molecular function: cysteine-type deubiquitinase activity. Bases 517 to 6348 code for a protein of 1943 amino acids.